AUGAUAGAUCAUCGACAGAAAACAGAAUUGUGCGGAAAUGGUAAUCUUUGUCUUUAUGGAGGGAAAUGCUAUGAUCCAUUGGAUUACUACAAAUCCUCAUCAUCAUCGUCUACAACAAUCACCAGAAAACGCAUGUUGUCAAUAUUUUCUAACUGUAUGUGUGACGGUAUUAACUGCCUGAAAGAAUGGCCUGAUCCAAUAUGUGCAGAUGAUGGGGAAACCUAUUCAAAUCAGUGCUUUUUAAAGCGUGCAAUCUGUGAAACUCAAUCGAUGAAACGAGUACUUUAUCGCGGGAAUUGUGGUAAGGAUUCUCUUACUUGA
Heterobilharzia americana is the source of this 321-nucleotide messenger RNA. Lineage: Eukaryota; Metazoa; Platyhelminthes; Trematoda; Strigeidida; Schistosomatidae. The record is from the annotation of a GenBank genome assembly.